Molecule: messenger RNA, 861 nt
Organism: Iphiclides podalirius (scarce swallowtail)
Lineage: Eukaryota; Metazoa; Arthropoda; Insecta; Lepidoptera; Papilionidae
Source: the annotation of a GenBank genome assembly
AUGGCCAGUAAAUCCAACGGCGUGGAAGGAUCCGAGUGGGCCCGGGCCCCACCGCCAACUGGUACCUGUAUGGGCAGAGUAGCCAAGAUCUUCUAUGACCCCAGCGACGGAAGCAUUUUAGGGAGGACGCCAAAACGAUGGGGUAUUGCCCUCGUCUUCUACUCGGUGUUCUACGCAGUUCUGGCGCUGCUCUUCGCCGCCUGCAUGGGCGGGCUGUUCCUGACCCUCGAUGAGAACAAACCCUCCUUCAUACUGGAGAGCUCCCUCAUAGGUGCCAACCCGGGAGUGGCUUUCAGGCCGAUGCCCGCCGACGGCGUUCUCGUCGAGGUAACCAAUAACAGGACCAGUGAAUCCUACGUCAGGCAGCUUCGAGAGUUCUUGGCUCCGUAUAGUAAUGACUCGUGGUUCACCGCGAAGUCGGGUUGCACGGAGGAGGAUAACUACGGCUUCCCGAGUUCACCCUGCUUCUUCAUCAAGCUGAAUAAGAUCUACGGCUGGAUUCCUGACCUAUACGACGUCAGCGAUCUGCCUUCGGACAUGGGCAGUGAUCUCGUCGAGUAUAUAAACAGUUUGCAGCCUCCUGAGCGCGAGCAGAUCUGGGUGUCGUGCUGGGCCGAAGCGGCGGGCAGCGGCAGCGUGGAGUACCCCUGGGGCGCUGGCCUGCCGGCGCGGUUCUUCCCCUACGUCAACGAGAGGGGCUACCGGGCGCCGCUGCUGCCUAUCAGGGUCACGCCGAACGUGAGCAAUUCAACGAUAGCAAUAAGGUGUCGGGCGUGGGCAAAGAACAUAAGGUACAACAAGAGCCUGAAGGAGCCGUCUGGAUAUGCGCGAAUUCUGCUGCAAGUCAACGAUUUUGACGCC